UAAAGAAAUUUGAACAGUUUUUGAAAAUAAAGUUCCAUGAUGCAUUGGAUUUAUAUGUGUAGUUUCUUGCUUUUAACUUUCGGUUGCGUAAAAAUUUCUGCAAUUCAAUUGUCUGAGAACUUAAAAGCACAUGUUAAAAACUUGCAUAUGCAAUGCCAAAAGCAGACUGGAGUGUCAGAUGAAGUUUUACAAAAGCUACAACAUACCAUUGUUAGCGAAGACCAGACCUUAUAUUGCUACUUUCAUUGCCUGUUGGACACAGUGGGUUUAAUUGAUGAAGAAAAUAAUGUACAGCUUGAGAAACUUUCGGAUAUUGUGCCAGAAUAUGAAACCAUAAUAAAAACGUUGGUUGAAAAAUGUGGCACAAAACAUGGCGCUGAUGCUUGUGAAACCGCAUAUCUUACAGUUAAGUGUUAUGUUGAAGUUGAUGCAGCAAAUUUAAAUAGCGCUUUUGGCUUUUUAUUUAUCUAAAAUAAAUGUGUAUUAAAUUAUCAGAAAUACAAUGUUUAUUAGUUUAAAUAAUGUAAUUCAUUUUAUUAAAUAAAAAAACCU
Molecule: messenger RNA, 552 nt
Organism: Teleopsis dalmanni
Lineage: Eukaryota; Metazoa; Arthropoda; Insecta; Diptera; Diopsidae
Gene: Obp69a
Product: general odorant-binding protein 69a
Exons: 5
Coding region: 37-471 (144 amino acids)
Biological process (GO): sensory perception of smell
Molecular function (GO): odorant binding
Source: RefSeq, a predicted model, not a curated record